UGUCGGGGAAGCAGCAGGUGGGAGAGUUUAGGGAUAUCUGGCGACAUAUAGCCAUAAUUAACCGCUGUGAAAGUAACUGUUCAGUUGACAGUGACUCAAACUACAAACCGCUGCGUUAUGAUAUAUUUUAAUAUUUACAGUGGAUCUCCUGAGCCGUUUUAGGCUGCGUAAGUGCCUUACUCGUGAGAUGUAGCGAUGCCACCAAGCAAACGGUCACGUAGAGAAGAUGUCACGGUGGAGCUCGCAUGCGAGUGGGGAACAUGUCAGAAUUCGUUCAGCAGAAUGCAGGACAUCUGCGAACAUGUGGAAAAGCAUCUUCAAGCCUUGCAACUGGAGGACGAGGGGCCUGAGACACUGGCAGAGGUGCGCAGCUGUUUAUGGCGGGAAUGUGGAUUUUGCUCAGUAGAGGGUCCUGGGGAGCUGUGGCGGCACGUCUACUUCCACUGCUACCACACGAAACUGAAGCAGUGGGGGCACCAUGUCCUGCAGAGCCAGCCCGACCUGGGCACCUGUGCCCUCGGCCUCCAGAACCGCAACAUCGUCCCAGACAUCACUGACAACUUUGUUUGCCAAUGGGAACACUGUGAGGCAUCACUGGAUAACCCGGAGUGGUUUUACCGACAUGUGGAGAUGCAUGGCAUGUGCAUGGAAAUGAAGUCCAAUGGGAAGGAGGAGAGCGUGGUGCAUUGCGGCUGGAAGGAUUGUGAGGCAACCUUUAAGGCGCGGUUUAAGUUACGUGAGCACCUGCGCAGCCACACCCAGGAGAAGGUGGUAGCCUGUCCCACCUGUGGCGGCAUGUUUGCCAACAACACCAAGUUCUUCGACCACAUCCGCCGGCAGACCACCAUUGAGGGCCAGCGGUUCCAGUGCUCUCACUGCUCCAAGCGCUUUGCCACUGAGCGGCUCUUGCGGGACCACAUGAGGAACCAUGUGAACCAUUACAAAUGCCCACUGUGUGACAUGACAUGUCCAUCUCCCUCCUCCCUGCGCAAUCACAUCAAGUUUCGCCACAGCAAUGAGAAGCCAUACAGCUGUGAAUACUGCGAGUACAGUUGUAAAAACCUGAUCGACCUGCGCAAACAUCUGGACACCCACAGCAGUGAGCCUGCCUACCGCUGUGACGUCUCUGACUGUGACUACUCCACCCGAUCUCUUCACUCCAUCAAGACUCAUUACAAGAAAGUGCAUGAGGGAGAUUUCAUUCCCCGCUACAAGUGCCAUGUAUGUGACCAGUGCUUCACCAGGGGCAACAACCUCACCUCCCACCUUCGUAAGAAGCAUCACUUUAAAUGGCCCUCAGGUCACCCCAGAUUCAGGUACAAGGAACAUGAAGAUGGGUUCAUGCGUCUGCAGCUGAUUCGUUAUGAAAGUGUGGAACUGACAGAGCAGCUAAUGAAGGAGAGGCAGGAGGGCAGGGACAGGGGAGGGGGUGGAGCCGGCGAAGCUGCCCAGAGUGACUGCACUACAGCAGAGGGGGAGGGAGCAGGUACGGGAUUGUCAGAUGAAAUGGGCGCGACCGAAUUGAGAGGGAUUGUGCUUGAUGGUGGACAGGCUGAUGUGACAGAUGGUGAGGGGGACUGUCUCGGCUCCAUCAUUCACGUGGAGAGUGGGACCAAUGAGCAGGGGGAAAGUGUCUUCUUUGUUUUGACCAGCACCAGUCCGUCCCAAGCUGUAGUCCUCUCUGAGGGCACGGGGGAAAACGUGAUGAUGCAGUUACAGGACACAGCCCAGCAGCUGGGCAUGGAGGUGGUGUAGAUCCCCCUAUGCACGGGCAUGCACACACACACACACACACAGGAGAAAGGAGAAAUGGGCAGAUGUCCACUCUGGCUUUCCAUCAUUCUUGUGUUCUCAUAUCAGCUGUGAGGCAAGGGAAUGUCCCUCUGAAGCAUCAGCCCUCUUACUCUUUAUGUGUAUUCCUUUUGUUAAGCCCAAUUUAGGGCUAGGCUUAGCUGAAGGCAUUCCAGGACUGUAAAUUCACCAAGAGUGGAAAUGGAAUGUAACACAAAUCCAAAUGAUGUUGGUGCAAAAGUAUAUCUGAGAAUCAAAUUACCAGCUUAAUUUAUGGUCCAUCAAGUUUCCAUGUCAAAUUUGGCCUUGACCUAAGGGUGUGUUUAUGGGAGAAAGCACUGUGCACUCUUUGGUGCUUGGUGGCUGGUUGUUUUGAGAAUCCACAAAGUGCUGGCACAUUGCGUAUGUGACCCUGUCUCAAACAACAUGCUUAGAUGCCUCAACUUCACUACCUGUGUUCACACCACGUCACAUGUCACCGUGUAGGACAAGCUACGAAACACCUUCAUCUGCAAUGAAUGCAGCCCAUUUUGGGCCUGACUGAUAGUAUUCACAGAAAAUCUACUUGACAAGCAUUGACUAACAUUGUCUAACAUUCAGGUUGGUAUCAUGUUGAGAGACUGUUGGGUCAUUACACAUUGCAGUAUGUUAAGAGUGUGGAGACUGUUAAAUGACUAAUUGUGUGCUCAUUUAUAAAUAAAGCAGAUGUUUAUUUUGAUGAUUUUUUUCCCAAUAAAAUGGACUUUGAUGUGCAUUCUUACAAGUGUGUAUAUUUGGCA
This is a messenger RNA of Megalops cyprinoides (Indo-Pacific tarpon), 2570 nucleotides long. It is a transcript of the gene hinfp, whose product is annotated as histone H4 transcription factor. Gene Ontology annotation, biological process: anatomical structure development; regulation of transcription by RNA polymerase II. NCBI's taxonomy places the organism in Eukaryota, Metazoa, Chordata, Actinopteri, Elopiformes, Megalopidae. The record is from RefSeq and is a predicted model, not a curated record. The transcript has 10 exons. Gene Ontology annotation, molecular function: DNA-binding transcription factor activity, RNA polymerase II-specific; RNA polymerase II cis-regulatory region sequence-specific DNA binding. Bases 196 to 1755 code for a protein of 519 amino acids.